Molecule: messenger RNA, 1191 nt
Organism: Ostertagia ostertagi
Lineage: Eukaryota; Metazoa; Nematoda; Chromadorea; Rhabditida; Trichostrongylidae
Source: the annotation of a GenBank genome assembly
AUGCUGCCGAGAGUCAAACAAAAGACUCUUGCCCGUCUCGAAGAAGCUCGCAAGAACCGUCGAAAGCCUCCAGAUCCAACCCAGGAUUCAUUCGUGGAAAAAAUGAUCACUCAAGUGAUUAAGAAUCUUCAGGUAACUGUGUCUAAUAUCCAUGUUCGAUGGGAAGAUAAGUAUACAAAUAGAAUUCGUCCUUCGGUGGCUGGAGUUACCCCUGGAGAGGCUCGAUUCAGCAAUUGGAUCCCAACCAUUCAUAGAGAUGUUGUGAAAAUAUUCCAUAAACUUGUUCUGCUUGACAAUCUGGCCGUCUACUGGAACUCGGGUUCAGAAUUAUUCUCAGAUUUGCCUGAUAAAAAGGAGAUCCGUAGAAGCUUCAGGCUACAAUUCACAACGGAAGCAAUCAGCCUGAUGGUUACAAGUAUAAUAGAUCUCUCUAUUGAUAUGGAAACAUUAGCGUUGGCUAUUGGGAAAUUUCAAUAUCAGGAUAUUUUACUGUUCCUAGAGGCACAAGAAAGAUUCAAUCUCGCAACGCAGUAUCUGAAAUACCGCCCUCAUCUCAACGAAUAUCGUGGACACUACAAAGAAUGGUGGCAUUUUGCUUAUACGGCCAUAUUGGAAGAGAAAGUUCGUCGUCGAAGGAAUAACUGGUCAUGGCCCAGAAUGCGUGCCCAUAGACAGCUUGUUCGCGCAUAUCGAGAUGCAUGGUUGAAACAGCAAACAACGAGAAGUCCGGGGUCAGAAGUCACUGACGUUAUCAAGAAAGCAGAGGAACAACUGGAUGUUUUUAACGUAAAUGUCGCACGACAGCAGGCUGAAAUGGACAUCGAUCGUCAGGGAUUGAAGAGAGUCGAAGAUCAGCCACAAGGAUGGCUUGCGUGGGGAGCAAGUUGGCUCGGAGUUGGAGGCGGAGAUGAACAAAGUGAUACCAAAAAGUCAAAGGAUUUCGCCACACAGUUCAAUGAAGCGAUGACUCCGGCAGAGAAGGAAAAACUCUUUGAAGCGAUCGACUAUCAGGAGAACAUGCCACCUACAAAUUAUCCUAAGGAAUUUGUGGAAAACAAACUAGAUUUCCGUUUAAAACAGGUGGCUGUAGCUGUAGAUGGUGCUGUAGAGCUUAAUCUACUCAACCUGAGAGCACAUUUAGAGCAACGUCCGAGUGCGAAUGCUAUGAAGUACGUCCCUAUAGAUAUCUAG